AUGGCAGAUAAAGCUGUAAGCAGCUGGAACCAGAUUUGUCAGUUAAUAGUGACGGUAUCUCGCGGUCUUCAGAUGGAAUGGACAAUAGCGACCGUAUUAUGCGGUCUUGAGAAUGUCCCUCUGAAUAGUCAAGAGUUGCGGCUCUAUGUCAUGCUCAAGCUGGAAAAUCCCGUGAUCAUAGACAAGUUUGAAGGGCUUAGCGCUAUGAUCUUUAUGCAAGAUCUUCUAACGAUAGACAACUGUAUGUCGCACGCUUAG
Molecule: messenger RNA, 258 nt
Organism: Plasmopara halstedii
Lineage: Eukaryota; Oomycota; Peronosporomycetes; Peronosporales; Peronosporaceae
Exons: 2
Coding region: 1-258 (85 amino acids)
Source: RefSeq, a predicted model, not a curated record